UUGUACGUCAGUAAAGUUGAUCCGGGUUCGCCACGCGCCGAGCGUAAACUUUCAGCCGCGACCGCGCCAUCGAUGAAAACAAAGUGGCUGAAAGCAUUUAGAAGCCUAAAGCCGGCUUCCGGUUCAGCACCAGCCGAUAGUCAACCACGUCCAAAUCAAAUGUAUCACGCCGUCUCAACUGUUUUGACCUUAAGGCGCAAUGGAGCCGCCGGUUCAUCGUCACAACCACUGCGUCCCAACGAGGAUGGCAGUCAUCAUUUGCAGGAGUAUACGUACAAAAAGAUAACCGCCUGCGAUGUUUGCUCACAAAUCUUAAGAGGCCACACACGUCAGGGAUUACGCUGUCGCAUUUGUAAACUAAAUGCGCACGGUGAUUGCGCUUCACAACUGCCCCGCUGCCAGCCUAAACAAAAAUUACUGCGACGACAGAAAAGCACAUCGGAGCUGGAGAAUCGUGUCGAUGUCGAGGAAGAAAUUGCAGACACCAACCGCCCAAAUCCAGCGCGUCCACAUGGCGAACCGCUCAUACUCAAUCACAAGAAGAUCCUCAAGAGCAGCAAUAGUGGCAGCAGUGAGCAAGCGCCUACCGAUGUGUCUUCGUUGAGUGAACUCGCCGCCGUUAGCAGGGCCACAACUUCACUUAGCAGUCGAGCGGCUACACCAGCGCCAAGUGAGAGUGGCAGAAGCGUAGGCAAAGCAGCUGGAAAGAGUGGGAAGCGGCGUGUGCAAUUAAACCACUUUAAUGCUAAUGCUGGUGGCCCUGGUACCACAGUUGACUCUGGGAACUCUGGUGAUACUACGGAUGCUGGUAACACCUUCAGCAAUGAUUCCUUAGGCGACACUGGUUAUAAUUAUGAUUCUGAUGAAAAUGAUGUAACAGCUCCGCAUUCGCCGCGUCGACAAAAGUUGAAUUUGCGCAUGAAAUCACUAAGCUUGGACUCACCGGAAUCAACGGAAUUACACGGUCAAAUACGUCGGCGUCAACAGCCGGUCAUUGGUCCAACAACUGUUGUUGGUGGCGGCAGUGGAUAUUAUCAUAGCGGUUCCGGUGGACACUUGGAGCACAGUACGCCGCCAUCAAAUAAUAGCCGUUUGCAUUCGCCUUCCAGCCCCUCACAUCAGGGUCGCAAAUUGCUUUAUGCCACGCGCGGCAUGCGCGGUGGCAGCGUCGAUCUGCCAGACGAGAUGGAGAAAUCGCAGUCAUCGGCGAGCACCUCACCAUGCCCCUCACCCAAAUCUCACCGCUUAUUGCCAACGAAUUUGUACGUCAUUUUAUACAACUUCAAAGCACGGCACGCCGAUGAGUUGGACUUGAAAGCUGGUUAUAAGGUUACCGUCAUCGACACCUCUGAUCCAGAUUGGUGGCAAGGUAAGCUGCUGGGCCGCGUCGGUUACUUUCCAUCCAAAUAUUGUGUACGACUGAACGCCAAUGAGAAACCGUUACAAGUUACACAUAAUUUGCAAGUGUCAGAUGGUGAGCGAGGAGAAAACAUGACGCUCCUCAGAGAUCAAAUAGUUAUACAGACUGGCGAUGAGGUCAACGGUAUGGUGAUGGUACGUUCUGCAGACAAUCGUCAGGGAUACUGUCCCGUCAAGUACCUGCAAGAGGUGUGACAGCCAAAAGAGCCGCCAGCUGAACGUGACAAGCCGCAGAAGUCUUCGCUGUCAUCAAAACUUUUAGAUAAAACGAAACGUAGAAUAAGAAUUGUUGUAUCCGAGAAUGGUGGCAGUGGCUACAAUAAUUUGAGCCGCGAACCGAGCGCUCCUCCUGCCGAACAUGAAAUGAAGAAUAUAAAUAUCGAUUAUCAUGGCGAUUAUGGGGAGCCGAGUAGUAGUGAAUACUAUGGUGGUUUUGAUGCUGCCACCAGUGGUAGAAGUAAGAAUGACAAGAAUUGGGAGAACUGGGAGCGCAUAAGAGAACAAAAAUUAGAGAAAAUGAAAAAUAUUUGCUUUGAAAGUUACCGUCAAUCGAAACGAGAUCGAAUGCAACAGGCUAAACCGAAACCGAAACAACUCGACCCAUCGUGGUACACAGACAAUAUUUAUUCAAAUCGUUCCGAGGAUCUUGAGGAGGACUAUGUGCCAGAGUGCCUAAAGUAUGGAACGUAUCGCAAGCUGCGCAACAUACGCGAGCAAGAUGAAUUCUUUGUGGAGGACGACUUGGAUGACGUGCUGGUGCCAGAAGUGGGCGGUAAAGGUAAACGUGGCGAAGGUGAAGGUUCACCUGGCUAUGGUUUGCAUCGCUCAAUCAGCUGCAAAGAGUUUCAGUAUCCAAAGUCGCAGAGCUGUUAUAUGAUGAGUGGCGGCGGCAGCUAUGAAGGCGGUGGCACCACCUCAAUCUUGAAGAAAACCAAUGUGCCCAAAUCGUAUUCGUUCAGUGCGACAACGUCCAAGACGACACCCUUCGAUGUCAUGGACUACGAACUGCCACAUGCGGGUGCAACGCGCCGUGACAAACAGGAGGCCUUCCGCAAGUCCGCGGGCUACUACUGCAGCAGCAGCCUUGACGAGAGCACGCUGGCGUACGCGGCUCACGAAGCACCGACGUCACCGCCGCCGCCGCCAGCGCCGCAGCCGUGUUGUGCGCGCGAGCAUUGCACCAGCGCCAAGUGUUUGCUAGAUGAAAUCUACCCGUGCUACCCGGCGGCGGCCGGACGCCGCACAUGGCGCAGCCGUGGCACGCCCGUGGGCAUUGCGACAACGUCCAAGACGACACCCUUCGAUGUCAUGGACUUCGAACUGCCACAUGCGGGUGCAACGCGCCGUGACAAACAGGAGGCCUUCCGCAAGUCCGCGGGCUACUACUGCAGCAGCAGCCUUGACGAGAGCACGCUGGCGUACGCGGCUCACGAAGCACCGACGUCACCGCCGCCGCCGCCAGCGCCGCAGCCGUGUUGUGCGCGCGAGCAUUGCACCAGCGCCAAGUGUUUGCUAGAUGAAAUCUACCCGUGCUACCCGGCGGCGGCCGGACGCCGCACAUGGCGCAGCCGUGGCACGCCCGUGGGCAUGUAUGGCGCUGGAGCCAGCGGUGGUAGCAACAGGAACCUACACACCGCCUCCACCUCCGCCGAUUGGAUCGAGGAAAGAGAACGCGGUAGCCAUCGUGUGGCAGCGGCUUCGCGCUACUCCUUGCACUCGGGACGUGGUCGCGAUCACGAACGUGAACGCCACAGCGAUCGCGAGUGCGAGCAGGCACCGCCGCCGCCACCAACGGUCGUUUGUUGCUGUGUCGCCGAUGACUAUUGCUACCACCGCCAGCAACAGCGCCAUAUUGCCAGGUCGCGUUCGCGCCUACACUGUCCCGGCCACCAUCCGGCAGCCGAGGAGGAAGAACAUUCACACUGCCGCGCCGUGGCCUACGACACCGAUCUCGAUCAUUUUAUACGCGACGAACGCGAGCGUCUACAGAUGCAGGACAAAUUUCUCGAUGAAGAUGAACGCUAUCUGUCCAAUGCCGGACCAAGUUCACACUACGCCUCGCAAUAUCGACGUCCAGCACGUAGUAAGUCAUUGCUGGAGGUGCAACCGCCAAGCCGGUACGACGAUGAUACAUGUUCAGACUCCACCGAAAUGGAUUUGGAGGACUUCAAUGUCGACUUGGAAAAAUACUGGGCCGAAUUGGAUAAACCACCAAGUCCUGUAGAUUUAGAUAUGCAGCGACGCAAUAUGCAAAGCAAUCUUAAGGCAAAGAAUGUAAAUGUCGGCUGUUACAACAAUGGCCAACCCAUCGAUAUGCACGAUCGCGAGCAGGAACGUAUGAUGAUCAAGAAGUCGCUACUUGAGGGCAUGCCCUCUCCACCACAGGUGGAGUCGUCGGCGCCAGACGGCUGCGCAAUGCACCAUGGCGCCCAUAACUCCAGUGACUUUAAUUUUUUUGAGCAAGCGGGCUCCCCCCUUCACCGCGGCUACAACUAUGGCCACAAAGUUUACCCGGUCGCGGAUAGCCUACCCUCAUAUAAAUACAAUAAUUUCUACACCGAACACGAGGUACAGACCAAACAACCCACCACCGGUGGACAUCACCCCUCCGCCAGUGGUAACUCUGCACUCAGUCUGAUCAACAAUAUAUUCUCCAUCUACAAGCCAAAUAAGUAUUCAGCCCAAAACUGCCAAAUGAAUGUUGAAGCCAAACCCGAGCCGUGCAAAAAAAUGAAUGUACCCACAACACGUCGACACCUUGGUUCAGCACCACAUCCCGAGUAUAUGCACUCAAUGAAACGACCAAUGUUAGUCAGCACCGAUCAGCCGCAAUUCAAGAUUAUACCAGAGAAGACGGGUCUGAAAAUUACACCGCUAUAUACUUAUGAAGACUAUGUCAUCGAUAAGCCACAAUCACGACAUAAACUGGGUGGCAUGGUGCGACCGGUGGUGCCCCCGCACUGAUGGUGCUGGACCUUUCCAUGGUAUGGCGGUUGUUAGAAAGCUUGAAGGAGCUGAUGAAAGGGACAUGAAACUGGAAAAUUAUAUUCUGAGUGACGCCAGGCUAUAAAAAAAGUUGGCAAAGAUUGUGCAGCAGUAAAAAGUUUUAGGGUGAAAGUUCACGGUAGCGGCGAUGGUGUCUUAUUCGUAAAGAUAUAGCGACAAGAAACUGCGCUUAAAUGUGGUGCUAUUUAACGCACAAAACGGGCUUUAACCGCAACAUCGACCAAGCCAACCAAAACGACGGUGAAGAAAUGUUAGGCAUAUUGAGCUAAAAAUUAGUAAUAAUCAACCUAUACCUUGGUUCAAGCUACUGUGUCGCCACCACCAGCAACACCAUAGCCAAGCCAUGAACCCCGUCAAUGUCAUCGUCCUCUUCGAUACAUCACCAAUUUUUGCGCCACUUUUAUUUUCCAAUAUUUUUAACAUUUCGAUUUCGGUUUAGUCAACUUCAUACAGCUCCAAACUAAAUGAAACAUUGAUAGAUAGUAUUGAGUCUCCGACGGGUACUAAUAACCAGUACGGGACUUGCGUUGUUGGAAAGUACGUUACCAUACCACUG
This is a messenger RNA of Rhagoletis zephyria (snowberry fruit fly), 4981 nucleotides long. RefSeq names its product SH3 and cysteine-rich domain-containing protein (gene Stacl). Gene Ontology annotation, biological process: positive regulation of voltage-gated calcium channel activity; positive regulation of protein localization to plasma membrane; skeletal muscle contraction. NCBI's taxonomy places the organism in Eukaryota, Metazoa, Arthropoda, Insecta, Diptera, Tephritidae. The record is from RefSeq and is a predicted model, not a curated record. Gene Ontology annotation, molecular function: protein binding.